Sebastes umbrosus (honeycomb rockfish) is the source of this 4893-nucleotide messenger RNA. RefSeq names its product dystroglycan 1 (gene dag1). The record is from RefSeq and is a predicted model, not a curated record. Gene Ontology annotation, cellular component: sarcolemma; dystroglycan complex; basement membrane. The coding region runs from base 1453 to 4179 and encodes 908 amino acids. The transcript has 4 exons. NCBI's taxonomy places the organism in Eukaryota, Metazoa, Chordata, Actinopteri, Perciformes, Sebastidae. Gene Ontology annotation, molecular function: calcium ion binding; laminin binding. Gene Ontology annotation, biological process: nerve development; muscle attachment; morphogenesis of an epithelium.
UGCAUGAUGAUCAUUCACACCCUGGAUCAAUGUCACCAUCAUAAUUCCAUCGGUGGAGGUAUUGAGUAAACAUAUUGAUUUAUUUGCUCAUGAUUAGGGCUGCAUGCCUUUAGAGACACUGUGGCCCCUGCACAGUGUGGAACUGAAGAGGCUGGGCUGCAAGAGGAGAGGGGCGUGAUGGAAAGAGACAGGGUGAAUUAAAGAAGGAAAAAGACAAAAAGGAAAAGAAGAGAGCAAAUAGUGAAUGAAAGAGAGGUAGAGAGGUGGAAGGGAUUGAAAAAAAAGAAAAAGGGAGAGGGGGAAGGCAGAUUUGGGGGUGGAGUAAUUCAGAGAAUGCAAGCCGCUGCCCACCUCUCUCUCUCUCUCUCUCUCUCUCUCUCUCUCUCUCUCUCUCUCCACUGCUCCUCCGGGUGGAAAUUCAUCCUUCAGGCUCAGUAGCGGACAUUUGUGUUGAGGACCUCGGGAGUGCAGGACGUGUUCAGUCUUGAGGUCCAAACAGCAGCAGCAGCAGCAGGAGCAGCCUCUCCAGCCGUGUUAACUGGGUGUAGCAGCGGACACACACACUGCUGUAGCCAUUCAAGUAGUGAUUUUAUUUACCGCUUACAAAAAUGAUGUGAUUUUCUUCUUUCUUUUUUUUUUUUAAUUCUUACCACUCAACUAAUUUCUUUCUUUUUUUUUUUCUUUUUCUUUUUUUUUUUUUACAGGAUUUUGUAAUUCAUAUCCGGACACUAUUCUGUAUUUUGUAGGCAAUAUUAUUUUGUAUUUUUGAAUAAGGCUUUAUUCCCACCUUCCGCUGCGACUACUAGAGGCUAACUUUGGAGCACCGGAGAGACAGCCAGUCGAGAGGAGCGGGAGGAAGGAAGAGAUUUGACACCGAGAGGCGGCGAGCCUAUAUUUGUCCGCUUGACUGUGUGUGAAAAGGAGGAAAACGGAGCUCCACUGUCGCCACCUCCUCCAACACCACCAGCCUCCUUUUCUUCCCACCGUACGGAGGAAGCAGCAGCAGCAGAAGGAGAAGGAGAAAGGGAAAGGGUAGAAGGAGGAUUUAGCCUGAAUUACGCCACGGGGGAUAUAAAACCUGGAGGAGAUUUGACGAUCUCUGAGGUGCUCGGCACAAUGGGACUCCAGAACCUCUGAGGGGUGAGCACAAAAGGCCGUGGGGAAGAGGAAGAAUAAAGCCGAGGGAGGGGGAAAAAGAGGACAAAAGAGGAAGAGGAGGAGGUGGAACAGAAGAAGAAGGAGGGAAGAUUCUCACCCGGCGCCAGGAGACGAAGGAGAGGCUUUUUUCUGCAGAAGAGAAGUGGGCGGAUAAGGAGAGGGAGGGAGGGAGAUUUGAAAGGAGGGAUUUGAUCUGUCGGGGGUGCAUGCUCUCCCCUAAGUCCCCCCCCUCCCACUCGGACAUCCUUUUUACUUUUUUUUCUGCAUCAUCGACCGGACAACAAAAGGAAAAGAAUGCGCAAUAAACUAAGUUUGGGAUGCCUCGGGGCGAGCAGGGGCCUCGAUGUGAGACUACCAAGGACUAGAGCCUUGCUGUUGGGCUUGCUUCUGGCCACAGCAGGCUGGCUCCUUCCGCCAGUCUGUGCAGAUGUGGAGAUCGACGUGCUUGGCGAGAUGGUGUUGAUGGAGGGAGGUGGAGAAAGUGAGAGGGUGGGUGGAAGUAGUGACCUGGAGGCCUCCAUGCACUCCUCGCUCCUUCAGGACUUCCAGGAAGCGACGGAAGGUAUCCGGGCGAUGGAGGCUGUCGCCGCGGAGACCGUCGAGAGGGCGGCUACUCAGCAGAACUUGGCCGCACCCACUGCCUUCCCGGACUCCUCGGCGGUAGUGGGUCGGAUCUUCCAGAUGACGGUGCCAAACAAGAUGGAGGAUGUUUACCUGGGUGAUAUUGUCAAGAUCACAGAGAUGGGUAAGGACUCCCUCCCAGCCUGGCUGCACUGGGAUGCCAACAGCAGAAUCCUGCAGGGUCUACCUUUGGAGGAGGACAAAGGCGUCCAUUACAUCUCGGUAUCCAUCUCCAACCACACAAAAUCCUCCUCUUCCUCAGAGGUGUUCUCCAUCGAGGUACACCCUGAAGAUCACUUGGAAGCAGAUUCAGCCCAGCUGGCGUCCAACCAAGCCUCCACUGAAGAUGACGUCCAGCCAUUCAUGUGCGGCACCGAGGAACCAGUCACAGUGCUGACGGUGAUCCUGGAUGCCGAUUUGACCAAGAUGAGCUCGGAACAGAGAGUGGAGCUCCUCGACGACAUGAGGAGCUUCUCUGGGGUGGGGCUCCAGCACAUGAAGAUACUCCCUGUGGUCAACAACAGGCUGUUCGACAUGUCUGCAUUCAUGGCUGGGCCCGGGAAUGCCAAAAAGGUGGUGGAGAACGGCGCUCUGUUGUCCUGGAAGCUCGGCUGCUCACUGGACCAGAGCACGGUCCCAAAUAUCAACAGUGUCCAGGGUCCUGCAAAGGAAGGCACAAUGUCAGCCAGGCUGGGUUACCCUGUGGUGGGAUGGCACAUUGCCAACAAGAAACCCCAUGUCCCUAAGAGGGUGAGGCGCCAAUUAAACAACACUCCAACACCCGUUCUGGCAGUGGUUCCUCCAACAACUGUAGUGGAGCCGCCAGUGAGGAUUAUUCCAACCCUCUCAUCUCCCUCUAUUGCUGCACCAACCGAAAGCUCUGCUCCCCCUGUAAGAGGCCCUGUUCCCCUACCAGGCAAGCCUACAAUCAAAGUCCGUGACUCUAUUGCCCACACACCAACCCUAGCACCCCCUCAACCAACAAGGAUAGUGGAGACCAGCAGCACCAUUCCUAUCCAGCCAACCAUGACCAGACCUACUUAUGUGGAGGCCACCGCUACACCACCUGCACCUACUAGAAGACCUACCAAGAAACCUAAGAGACCCAAAACCACACCGGCGCCCAGAGAGCCAAAGACCACCACACCCAAGCCUUCCAGGCGCACCACACCAUCAACUGUCGUCAUCCCGGACCCAUACAAUGAGAAGCCUGUCCUGCGCAACCCCAUCGACCAGGUCAAUGCAUUGACGGGCACCUAUUUCGAGGUUAAGAUCCCAUCUGAUACAUUCUUUGACAAAGAGGACGGGACAACUGACAAGCUGCGCCUAACUUUGAGGCAGAAUGACAAUGAAGUGGUUGGAGAGGGCUCCUGGAUCCAGUUCAACACCACCAGCCAACUUCUCUAUGGCCUGCCUGAUGUCCAACACGUGGGCAAACAUGAAUACUUUAUGCAUGCAACGGACAAAGGUGGCCUGAAUGCAAUUGAUGCUUUUGAGGUCCGCGUGAACCGCUGGCCCGUCAAUGACAAGACCCCUGUGAUCUUCACGGCCCGAUUCGAAGGUGAGCCGCGUUCAAUAACAAAUGACAUCCACAAGAAGAUCCUUCUGGUCAAGAAGCUGGCGUAUGCACUGGGAGACCGCAACAGCAGUACAGUCAGUCUACGAAAUAUCAGCAAAGGGUCCAUUGUGGUGGAGUGGACAAACACCAGCCUCCCGCAGCACCCGUGUCCAAAGGAACAGCUUGCAGUCAUGAGCAGGACGCUCGCCAGUGCUGAUGGAAAGCCUUCACAAGCUUUCAGGUACUCUAUGGAGCCUGAAUUCAGACCACUGGAUGUCCAGGCCAAGGGAAGGGCGAGCUGCAGAGCAUAUUCCUUCAUCCCGCCGAAAGAGAUCGAUAUAACAGAACCUCCAGCAGUCACUCCAGCUCUGGGAACAGGCCGGCAGAGCACAGAUGACGUCUAUCUCCACACAGUCAUUCCCGCCGUGGUGGUGGCAGCGAUCUUGUUAAUAGCAGGUAUCAUUGCAAUGAUCUGCUACAGGAAGAAACGGAAGGGCAAGCUGACCAUCGAGGACCAGGCCACCUUCAUCAAAAAAGGUGUGCCGAUCAUCUUUGCCGACGAACUCGAUGACUCUAAGCCGCCUCCAUCUUCCAGUAUGCCCUUGAUUCUACAGGAGGAGAAGCCCCCACUUCCACCCCCUGAGUACCCCAACAUGGCCACACCAGAGACCACUCCCCUCAACCAGGAGUUGCUGGGGGAGUACACAGCUCUGCGGGACGAGGACCCCAACGCUCCUCCCUACCAGCCACCGCCUCCCUUCACCACCCCCAUGGAGGGCAAGGGCUCCCGUCCCAAGAACAUGACUCCCUACAGAUCUCCACCUCCCUACGUGCCACCUUAAGACUUGUUUAACCCUCCCCUCAUAGGGUGGAGGGUGAGGAUGCCUGAGGAACUGUGACGGUUUCCAUUCUGGUGUUUUGUCUGUCUGGACAUUUACAGGGAGAGAUGACAAGAGGUGCUAAAGUACAAAAGGGGACUACAGGGGACUUUGGUUUGGGAGGGGGCAUAAUGAGUCAGGUGGGUUUUUACACUAGACAUAUGGGAUGAUUGGUUGAAACAGCUGGGAGGGACUACUGUUUUAGUGGUAGCCCAGCUACUACAGUGGCCUAAGACAAACAAAUUCUCGUCACAUUGGCUUUUGGAUCGACCAGUUGGUCAGAAGCGACGAUUGGGAGACGUGCUCUCCCUUCCCAGCAUUACAUUUUGUUCCUCUGUUGAUUUAAAAUACUGGCUUUUAUUUAGGUUUUUUUCCUCAUCAUUAUCCCAAGGUUAUUAUUCUUUUUUUUUUGGGACUGAAUCGUUUGCCUAACAACUCUUCUUUUGUGUUGCUUUUAAAUAAUACGAGAAGACGGCGAACUGCCAUCAGACCACUGCGGGCAACGCAACUCGUGUUUUUAAUAAGGAGCGCGAGAUUCUCUGUAUAUGAAAAACAUCUAUCACAAGGAUCUCGAAUCCCCCCCCCUGCAGACGACACAAGAGAAUGGGAGGCCGAGGCGUGUGUGUGUGCGUGUGAAUGAGUGGGCGGGUUUAUUCAGAUUCAAUACGGUUUGCCUUU